Bursaphelenchus okinawaensis is the source of this 5921-nucleotide messenger RNA. NCBI's taxonomy places the organism in Eukaryota, Metazoa, Nematoda, Chromadorea, Rhabditida, Aphelenchoididae. The record is from the annotation of a GenBank genome assembly.
AUGGGUAAGUUUGGGUUGGGUUGAAGGAUAAUGUAUAUUGUUAUUGAUCGAAAACUUUAGCUAUUACAGAUAAUAAUGGUACUAGUAGUGCCAAUAUAAUCAUACCGGUUUAGAUUUUAAAACUUUAUCUAAAGCUUUCAAAAAUAUUUUAAAAUUUAAUGCUUGACCUUGUUUUAGGUACUAUAUCAGCACUAGUACUGUUGGUAUUAGCACAAUAUGUAAAAGCUGGUGAAGUUGCUUUAGUUGCCUCUAGUGGAUGUUAUUCUCACGACGUUAUGAUGAGAGAAGUUGGAGAACAGUUUACACAUCAAAAUGUCACUUGGCUUCAGGCAUACCUAUUUGAGUUUGGCUUCGGAGAAAUGAAGAUUCCAAAUCAUUGGGGACGAGUUCAGGUUACUCGGACAUUGAACAAUGGUGAGCUGUUUAUAAGUGUUGUAUUUUUUAGUAUAAUAUGUAACUUUAGAUUUUUUAAAAAGUUUUAUGUAAAUUUCUUACAAUUUUUUUACCUUUUUCGAUUUUUGAUGAGUUUUAGUCUCAAGAAUACCUGAAUUUAAUCCGUUUUUCUUCGUUAAUUUCUUGGAGAGUAAAAAAACAAACCUAAAAAGUAGUCGCGGAAUAGUUUUACUUUUAAUUAGACACAGUUAAGUGAUGUCCGAACAACAAUCUCACGCAAUAACAACAUAGAACUUGAAUUUACUGUAACAGUUUUUAAUACGGAGUAAAGUUUUUGGAAUUACAUGAAAUGUAAAAUACGAAUCAUAGCAUAAUGUGAUAUAAAUUUUGUCGUAUUUCGUUAAUGUAAAAUAGGGAAAGUACGUUCACGUCAUUUAUUUUUAUUUAAAAAUUUCUAAGCUUAAAUAAAAUCUAAAAUACGGGUGCAUAAAAUAGCUGAUAUACGAAUUAGAUCGUAUUCCAUCAAUGUAAAAUACGAAUAUGGACAUUUAUUUAUAUUUAAAAUUUUAUUUUAACUUUUUAGUCGCCGAAAUGAAUGAACUCGGAGGAUUUCUGGUCUGGCUUGGAAACGUUCCUUUGCAUUGGGAACGAUGGUGGGAUCUUCGUGGUGCUUCAUUCUUCGUCGAGAUCCUAAGGUAUCACCAACGUCAUUGUGAAGACUUUGUUAAGUCAGAACAGUUCUUACAGUACAUGAACAGUAAAGACGUCAGCUUGUUGGUUAUCGACCACUUUUUGCAGGUAUGGCUUGUUGAUAUUGGUUAAGUUUGAUAUGUUGAUGUUAGUCUAUGCUGGUAUUAGUCCAACGCACAUUUUUAAAACAAGAUUGUUUUACAAGUUGAUAUACACUUAUAAGUACCUCUAUAUACAUUUAUAUACUUAUAGGAAUGCAUGGUAGGAGCAGCCUCACUACUAAACGCCUCAACUGUGCAAUUCAGUAACUGGCCAAUAGCAGAUGGCUAUGUCACUUCGCUGAAUGUACCAUCUAACCCAUCUAGUACUCCGAAGACUGGAAAUGCAUUUUCAUCCACAAAAACCAUGGAAUUUGGAAUUAGAGUGAAGAACACCAUCUUCCACUCACUCAUCGUACUGGCUAGGGUGAUACAGUCGGCGGUGGUGCAGAGCAUUUACAAGGAGUGGGGGUAUGACGUAAGAAUUUGAUUUUUAAUAUUUAAAUUUUGAAUUUUGUUAACUUAGUUUAGUCUAUCUUACCUAUGGUUACAGAAAUGAGUAUAUCUUUAUCUUUGACAUAGCAUCCAGGGCCGGGCGCGAGGGGGGGGACGGGGGUACCCCCCUCCCCCCCCUCAGAAAAAAAUUUUCGAAAAAUUUAAACGUGGUCCCCCCUGUGGAUUUUUGGACUCCUGCCCAGAGACCAAAAGUCCCCGCCCGGCCCUGAUAGCAUCUUUAUAUUAAAUUUGGCUAUGACAAUGUAAAAAGCUAUGUAUGUACGUUAAUAUUCUUGUUAUAACUAGCCAUAUGUCAUAAAUUAUCAAUAAAUAAGCCAUUUCAAGGUAAAAACCAUCAUUUUUCAGGUAAACAUAAUCGACGUCGAAGCCAAGCACAUUCUGUACGCUAGCCGCGGCGAGUUCCUGGCUGAGCCUGUGCGUCCUUUGAACAAUCGCAUCAAAUACUUUGGUUGCUCACGUUGCGGGUAAGACUUUUACACUUGUUUGCAAAGGGUCUUUUAUCAAUUUUUAACACUCAAGGUUACAUAUCUGACUGUUAGGAAGUCACUUUACAGCGAAAAAUGUGGAGAAUAUACCAAAAAACGUGAUUUUUUUGAAAAGUUUUAGAUUUUUAUUUUACUAUUUGUGGUUACACUUGGCAUAAAAGGGUUUAGAAUUGUAUGCAAAAUAAAAUUUGGUUUACUUUUUAACUAUUUUCUACAUACUUUUUGACCGAAGUAUCACUUUUUUACUUUAAAACUUUAAAAAAAGCUUUAAAUAGGGAACAAAUUUUGAAAAAUUUAAAGAUAAAAUAAAAAAAACACAUUUCAGAGACCCAGAACAGUACAAGAUCAAACGACCGGUUGAAUACAACCCAUCAUAUUCUUCAGAAUCCAAAUCUACUACAAUAUCUAAUGAUAUUGUCAUUCCUCCAGCUAAUAUUACAAUCUCAUUGUCAUUGGGCAGCAAUGUCACUUUAUGUUCGAAAUGUUUAAAAACGAAAAAAGUGAGUACGAAUAAGAACAGUACUAUGGAACUACCGAUUGGUCGAGUGUUAUCAGUACAAGAAACGAGAUGGAUUCAGAAUAAGGUCGACUUUCCUCUGAUUGACUGGGACUUGCUGGAGGAACGGCCUUUUGUUAUUGUUAGUUUUGGCAGUGUUGCUCAUGUAAGUUGGGGACAAGUUUAGGUUUAUAACAAUUUAGCAUUUAGUGGCUUUAAAGUAUUAGAAAAGGUCUGGUCCAAGGUUAUAGCUAAAAUUAAUUUUGCAAACAGUUAGAGUCCUGGAAACUAUCUAGUAUAAUAUGCAUAUUUUAGGCUAAGUACAUGCCAGACGCGUUGUUCGACCGAUUUUUGGAAGAUUUUGGCAAAAGCCCACAUACAAUCAUUUGGCAAACAAAUGAUGUGACAGAGAGACUACGAAACAGAACCAUUCCAGAUAACCUACACAUUGUACGAUGGGUACCAAUGAAGGUGAUGCUUGGUAAGUUUUUUGAUUUUUUUACUUUUUGCUUAUUAAAUUGUUCAAAAAGUUACGUGCUCUUCUCAAAGCAACAUUCUAAAUUUUUAUUUGUUAAGGGGCACAGAAUUAUUUGAACAAUCUAAUAAGUUAAAUUUAAAAACUUCAUUUAAAAUAUUGUUUUAGCCCACCACAACCUCCACUACGCCAUGCUACAUUGCGGAGUCAACACAGUAAACGAGUUACUAUCAUUUGGCAUCCCAAUCUUAUCAGUACCAAUGCAAGGUGAUCAGCCUUCAAACUCGCGCAGACUGAAAGAUCUUGGCCUAGCUGAUGUCACGUCCAUCGCUGAUUUCUGGGCCGAAAAUGGCCUAGCAAAUGUUAUGGCCGAGUUUGAGAACGGGCUUCAAGAACGACGGGAACGUGCUAAGAAGGUUGCCAAUAUGAUCAGUCAUUACCGUGAAGUUCAUGGCCAAGACCAGCACUUCUGGCUGGAAUGGUCGCAAAGGCAUGGCCAAAUGUUCAGAGAUCGAAUGGACGGCCAGAGGUACUUUGAAAUGAAGUACCGUAGUAGUUUUGAGUACUAUGCUAUGAGGGAGGUUAUUGUAUUUUCGUCAAUAGUAGUGUCUUUGGUAUUGCUUUUAUCUCAGUAAGUGACGUUUGGUGGUCAGAAAGUUUAUAGAAUUGGUUUUUAUAGUGUGUUUGGAAACGUAGCUGAAAAAUGGUACUAUUAGGGUAAAACUAGUACAAUUAUCAUAAUAAUUUACAAAAAAGCUAAAAACAGUACCAAUUUACGCAAAAGGUAUCAAAAGGAUAAUUUUUUCUUUUUACUGGUUUUCAAAUUUGACAACUUAAAGAUCAAGAUAAUUCUACACACUUUGUGACCUAAAAAACCAACUUGCAAUAGUGUAAUCAUAGUGAUACUGCUGUACGGGUAUAUAAUUGUAUAUACGAGCUUUAAUGUCUUACAAUGUAAGAAUUAUAUUUGAUUUUAUGUUGUUUUAGAACUCUAGCGAGAUAAAAUAAAGGUUUUAAAUUAAGAUUUGCUAUAAAGGUUAAUAUCUUGUCCGAAUAUACGUUAAACAAUAUGCAGUGGUCUCUAUAGUGAACCAUCUGUAAAAGCAACUCUCUUUAUAGUAAACAAGAAAUUUGGCCCCGGUAAUUCAAUUUGCAAUAAAAAUCACUCUGUUAAGACAACAUUACGAUAAAAAUCUUUGAUGUUGCUAACUGGCUGAUAUAAAAUGGUGGAUUAAAUGGUCAGUUGGUCUAAAUUCACGUUGUAUAAGUUUUUGAUUGAAAGAUGCUGCCUAUCGUGUUAGAUACAUAAUAUUUUUGACUUAUAGGUAGAAUUUUUAGGUAAUAAAACAGGUUGAAAAUUCAUGCUUACUUUUGGAUCUAGUUGAAUUGCGAACCAUAAAGAAGGAGUUUUUAAGUUCUUCUAUGUUACUACCAGGGGCGGCGGGUACUUUUGGUCUGAGAGCGGGGGUCGAAAAAUCCACAGGGGGGACCACGUUCAACUUUUUCCGAAAUUUUUUUCUAGGGGGGGUCCCACCUUUCCCCCAGCGCCCGGCCCUGGUUACUACGUUUGCAAUAUUGUAGAAAAAACAAUAAUCAACUUUAAUAUUACCAAAAAUAACAAGAACGUGUCUAAAUGUUUGUGUUAAGGUGACAAAAUUGCUUAUCUAAAGUAUUUUUAUGACUUAUUUUAUGUCGUCUAUUCCGGAAUCAUUCAAUUGAAAUAACUUUUGAACUUGGAAAUGUACAAACUGCUAUUAACUGCUACUUUAUUUACUUUUUCUUUAACUGCAACAUGUUAUACUAAUAGUACUAAUGAAACAAGAGGUUUGAAGCUAAAAGAUAAUAUUGAACGUGAGCCAUAUGAAAUUGCAGGUAAGUUUAAACUCCUUUUUAUGUUUUAUUUUAGAUGUUUUUAGACGAAGUUUGUCACUAUCCUCUACUUGAUGCUCCUAUUAAAGAAAUAAUCAAAAAAGGAUAUAAUUCUGUCAGUUAUAUGCAGCGACACAUUCAGGUAAGGUAGCACUUCACAUAUAUUGUCACUCAGAUUAAUACUUGAUAGUUAAAUCGACAGUCUUUUUGGAAAGUAAAAAGCGUAUAUUAAAGUUGUUUAAUUAAAAUAAUAACUUUUAUAUCAGCCAUAGCAGGCUAUAGCACAUUCAAAUUUACAGGUACUAAACAAAAUUUGUUGCUUAAAAUGGCAGUAUUAAUCAAAUUCUGGCCCGUUUAAUUACUUAUUGACAAAGUUAUUGUAACUACCGGGUUUAGUAGUUCAUUUCAUACAUUAUUGUACGUGGUGUAGGAUGCAGCAGGUGGCCACGCUUUAGUAAUGUCAUUAAACAUGACAGUGUCUUAAAAUCUUUGAAGGAUAAUUGAAUAAAUUGUAAAAACAUUAAUGAUAGUUUAAAUCACAUUUUAUUUUAAUAUGUACAAGCUUUUGAUGACUUUAAUUUCUGUACUGACUUUAGCUAAAGCCUUAGAGCAAUUUUCUUUUAUAACUUUUUAAAUUUUAUGUGUUUUGUUAAGAUUAGGUCGUUUAAAUAAUUAUGUGCUCCCUAAUCUCUCAAAUAUGCUUAAGAAGAGGCACAUAAUUAUAUAAAAAACCUUAUAAUUCAAUUUCUAACCAAUUUUAGUACAAACUGCCGCAAGUGUUCGACGGUCAGUACGGCUCCUAUCUUUUGUUGGUCACAAAGUCUCGAGCAUUGAUGACUUACGGUGAUCGAGUGCAGAUACCCAACUUUUGUCUUUUUGUAAUUACAAGAACAGAGGGUUGGAACCUGAACACAGAAGUCCACAUUCAGGUGCUUAAGAUCGAUGAGAGGAUAAGCUGA